CCUUCGUCGCGGAAGGACGUUCUUUUUGAGCCGCGUUCAUCGGCGUCGCGACGAUAACGCCAUCGUUGACAUUGUGCGACGAGAGCGCGGACAAGAACACGACUCGAAUACGAUAAACCGAGGGGAAAGAAAGCUUUUAGUUACUAGCUCGUUAUCGUACUCGAUAUUUGGAAAUAACUCUCGUGGAAAUCGAUCGAAGUCGUUCAACGUUAAAGUCGUCUAACCAGUGUCGGCACACGAUAUCACGAAAAUUUCUCUGUCUCUUUCUCUCCCCUUCUCUUUCUAUCGCUUGUGUUUCCCUUGAAAGAGCAUAGUUACCGGCUUAUCUCGAGUGUCGGAUAAGUGUCCUUGCUGAAUUCCUGGAAUCGUUUUCAUCAACCGCCACAGGUGGACUCAUUGAGGAUUUUCGCUUUUGUGGAUACUCUCUCCUUGCCUGCCACUGAUGUGUUAUGUUAAAUCGUUUCCCCGCUGACGUCGUUCCAAGGUCGUUCCGAAGGGCCAGCGAGAGGAGGCGUUAUAGCUGGGAUCAGGAUGACUAUGGACGUGAGUAAGUCGGAAACGAAUAAAAACGGUUCGACGCAGCAGGAAUGCGCCGGUUGUGGGAAAACCAUCACGGAAAGGUAUCUUCUGAAAGCCCUGGACCUUUACUGGCACGAGGACUGUCUCAAGUGCGCAUGCUGCGACUGUAGGUUAGGCGAGGUCGGUUCUACGCUCUAUACGAAGGCCAACCUUAUCCUCUGCAAGAGGGACUACCUCAGGCUCUUCGGGAAUACAGGAUAUUGCGCGGCCUGCAACAAGUCUAUACCGGCCUUCGAAAUGGUCAUGCGAGCCAGGACGAACGUCUAUCAUCUUGAUUGUUUCGCCUGUCAACAGUGUACGCACCGGUUUUGCGUCGGCGAUCGGUUUUACCUGUGCGAGAAUAAAAUCCUUUGCGAGUACGAUUACGAAGCGAGGUUCGCCAAUAUGGCGCCGCAGUCGCCAGCAUCCCUCGCUUAUAUAAAAAGGCAACUACCACCAACGGCGACGCCACCUGGACAGAACGUUCAUCCUGGUCACAAUCCUCUACAGGGACACCAGGGAAUAGGACAGAUGGUGGGCCCUCAUAAUCACGCGACGAACGGUCAGAUGUCAGGUGGAGGAGGUCCUACGGUGAACGGAACUGCCAUAGGCGUAGGUGGGCCUCGUGCACCCGGUGACAUGAAUAACAACGGCCUCUCUGGGCCAGGCGGUUUGGGCUCGGUGAAACCAUUGCCGAUGACGAUGCAGGCACCGACGAGCUGAGACGAGGCCUUGCCACCCCUGAAGAAGCUCAGAUGUCUCAGCGGUUAUUAAUCGGCCGAAAUCGUGUCGAGUGUUGCGCGGCUAAACUUCGUUGGCUAAAACUUCCGUCAAUUGAAACGGGGAAAAAUAUCUAAACCGGACGGAGGGAUGAUUUUUCUUUUGUCACGUAAAGGAACUCGACGACAAAAAUUACGAGAGAGAGAGAGAGAGAGAGAGGGAGAAAGAGAGAGGGAGAAAAUCGAAGUGUGACAAUGACGAUGACAAAGAUGAUUCUUGGGAAUCAUAUUGUAAAUUAACGGUGCUCGUGGUACACCAUAAACGGACAGUCUGUGUAAGAUAUGUUUCUAAUGAUAAGUAAAGAAAAAAGAAGAAGGAAUGAGUGAUAUGUGCGAAAGAAAGAGAGAGAGAGAGAGAGAGAGAGAGAGAAUGGUGGAGUCGACCUGUAAAUAUCCUCACUAAUAUAUCGACUCCACGAGUGGACGCCUGAGGUUAUACGAGUAUACGUCUAACGAUUAAGGUCUUUCUAUGAUUAUUAUUACUUCGUUAAACCGGUUAACGUAAUUCGCUCUCGUUGUUUUUUAUCCUUCCAAUUAGCCGAUUGUUCGAGCGAGAAAGAGACGGCGACAUUGAGGUAGAGGGAUGAUAAUAAAGAAGAGGGAGAGAAAGAAGAAGAACGAGAAGAAGAAGAAGAAAAAGUAGGAAGAGUACAGAAGUAGAUAAAGUCAAACGAUUCCUGUGUUCUUUUUCGUCCUCUCACAUUUCCUUCUUCUUCUUCUUCUUCUUCUUCUUCUUCUUCGUCUUUACGUCUCGUUGAAUAAAUUUAGGGAAUCUUGCCAUUUUAGUACGCGAGGACUUUCUCACGUUCUCGACGUUUUUUAUUUUUUAUUCUUUUUUUUUUUCUUUUCUUUUCUUUUUUUUCCUCCCCAGACAGAGAACGCAGGAAGAGUAUUAUAAUUGAUAAUGCCUUUAAAGGGAGUUCGCGAACUCGAGUUCCAUACAGCCGAUACCAAAGAUUAACGACGUAUGAUUAAUUAUGGAAAGGAAAACAAAAGGAAAAAAAAAGGAAGCGGAAACGAGUCGCACGAUUUUCGAAUGUUCCCGUGUAUUUUCUUUUUUUUUUCUUUCUUUUCUUUCCCCUUUUUUUUUUUGUUAACCUCCGGUCGGAGCUUUAAAUUUUCAAACCAAAGACGGAAAAAGAAACGAAGACGAAGGAGAUGAGAGAGCAGUACGCAUCCACGCCAAAGGAUCAAAAAGGUGAUCCGCUUUAACAGUGACGAUCGAGGAGGACCGACGCGCUCGUACCUGUAAAUAUACUACGUAUAAUUGAAGAAGCAAAGUGCGACAAUAUUAUUUCUUUUUUGUUCUUAUUUAAGAAAAAAAAAAAAUGAAAAGAAAA
Molecule: messenger RNA, 2677 nt
Organism: Vespula vulgaris
Lineage: Eukaryota; Metazoa; Arthropoda; Insecta; Hymenoptera; Vespidae
Product: rhombotin-1-like
Exons: 6
Coding region: 532-1281 (249 amino acids)
Biological process (GO): positive regulation of transcription by RNA polymerase II
Cellular component (GO): nucleus
Molecular function (GO): transcription coactivator activity; DNA-binding transcription factor binding
Source: RefSeq, a predicted model, not a curated record